CCCGUGGCGCAUAUCGACGUUAAUGAAAUAAAAAAUUAUGUUUAUUUAAAAAAUAAGCGACUUUAAUGUUUUAUUAAUGCAAGUAGAGUGUUUCAUGAUCAUAGUGCUACUUGAAUAAUAACAUCCAUUAUAAAAAGUUGAAUUCGACAGGUCAAGAAAUGCUUAACCAUCUAGCGGUGGACUUCCGGUACUAAUAGCACCAAUCCUAUUCCUCUUCCGUUAGUUGUGUUGUUCGUUACAAAAUGGUGUUGGCGGUAUUAUUUUCAAAGUAUGUGGAAGAAUUGUUCAUGACGUGGCUGAGGGAUCCCUAUGGAAAUACAAGAAUCCCUACAUGAAUAACAUAGUAAAAAGAAAGAAAGAAGUAUCAACCCCCAUUGGUAAGGAUAAUCGGCAACCGGUCUGGAACAUCAGGCGCGUAAACAUACAAGGGUUACCAGCAACUAGUGGCGUUUGUUGAAACUCUACCCUCGGUGAACCCUCUUUUCCCUCCAAUUCACUCCCACCCUCAAUAGACACCAUCCACCUCAUCCCCCUCUCUCUCUCGAUCUCUACGUGUCAAUCCCUCUCUCUUAGCCGUUUCUCUUACCCUCGCUCGUUCACCAGGUUCCCCUCUUCUCCUGUUCUGUCUCUUUCCCUCGACGGCACGCGCGGCUUUCUCUCGCGCGCGCGUUCUUCUGCCUGUGGAGCAACUCGCAGCAUCCAUCGGCCCGCUCCGGACUUCAGUCCAUGUCGAGAUCGCGGCACCGCCGGGACCCUGAGGACCCUUCGACACUAACGAAUCCUUACACCUUUUAACUUGUAAACUGACGGUAUCGAGACAAAGCUUGUUCGACGAAAAAUCGAGUAACAGGCAUUCUCGAUUCCAACGAUUUAUUUUUAAUUAAAAAAAAAAACAAAAGACAAGAUCAUCCUGUACCAUUGAACCAGUAUCUGCAUUCUCGAGUCUCGUUUCCUGGAUUUUUCAUUUUGUCUAUGUUACGCCAACGGACAAAGUAAAUUCGACGAUUAAUCCAUAGAUUAAUUUCUAAACGCAGAGAAGCAUUCGCAGCGUUGAUAAAACGGGAUUCUUAGAUCAGAGAAAUUCAUUUGUUAUUCCGGCCGUGUCCGCGGGCCGAAGGAUAAACAAUCGGUUGUCCCAUGAUAACGGAUGCCCUAAGGGAUCACUGGAAUAAAAUUAGGUAAUCGCAUUUGAUGCGGAUAGAAGGAGAAGACGCGUAGCGUGUUCGUUGAGGGAACGACAUCAGAAAGGGAGGAAGAGCCACGAGGGCCCGCGAGGAGACUGAAGAAGAGCGAUUUCCCGCGAGACUGCCGGGGGUUGUUGCCCAGCCCCGGAGAAGCGGACAUCGGGCCCGGAUGUUCGCAAGGACGAGACGCCGGAAACGCUGCCACGUUGGAAGGGAAAAUAUUGACGGCCGUCAACAAGUUCCUUACGACAUCCCCUUUGGUUAACAAAGUCAAGUUACUAAUGACGAGACAGAGCAGCGGGACGGUUGGGAACAGCGAGGAGCAAGAAGGGACGAGUAGCUGUUCUCCGAGGACGUCGACGGCCACGACGAUAACGAUGACGAUGACGGGGACGCCGACAACGACGACAUCCGCCAUGACAGCAACGUCAAUGGCGCUGCCAUUCGUGCCCGUAGAGUCAGAAGCAUCGGUAUCGUCCACGAUGGAGCAGCAACCACAUUACCGUUGGGCGUUCCAACGGGAUCGGGCCGAAGCGGCCACUUCUGCGAUCGCUGCCACGUGCUCCAAAUUCUUCCCGGCUUCGUCGUCCACGGAAACCAACAGAUUGUCGACGAACGUACUCUUUUCUCUGCCUGCAACCCCGAAGAGAUCAACCCCUGUUUCGUCCACCAAGGCGCCUACCAUAUCCAAAUCACAAAUGAAAGAGUUCAGAGAAGCUUUCAGGCUGUUCGACAAGGACGGAGACGGAAGUAUCACUAAAGAGGAACUUGGCAGAGUGAUGCGUUCACUUGGACAGUUCGCCAGAGCCGAAGAGUUACGCACAAUGCUGCAGGAGAUCGACAUCGACGGAGAUGGAAACGUCAGCUUUGAAGAAUUUGUGGAAAUUGUGAGCAACAUCGGCGCGAGUGAAACCGCCCACACAGACCAGGAUCAGGAAGAGCAAGAGCUGAGAGAUGCAUUUCGGGUGUUCGAUAAACAUAAUCGAGGUUACAUCACCGCGUCCGAUCUUCGAGCUGUGCUGCAGUGCCUCGGGGAGGACCUGUCCGAGGAAGAGAUCGAGGAUAUGAUCAAGGAAGUGGACGUGGACGGGGACGGCCGAAUCGAUUUCUACGAAUUCGUUCACGCGCUCGGGGAGCCAGGGAUCGACGACGACGAGGAGGACGACGAAGAAGAAAUACUGUCCCCGGGCUACUAGGGUUUUACCUAUUCUCGUGUCUGUGUUAGAUAGAACGAAUUAACGACGAGUCAAAAAACCAUGCGAAUCGCAAAGUUCAUCUUUUACCCUCUGACAUUCACUUUGUUGCGCGUCGCGAUUCGAAAUACGAGUUGACGUUCAGCAAAACAGUAUCCGGGUCUGUCCAUUUAUCGUUUGUCGGGUAAUAUCGUAGAAAGAAGAAAAAUAACGCAAGCGUAACGGAAAAACAAUUGAGCAGAGAAGAUUUCGAAAUUGGCGCCGACGCGCAAGAUGGUUACGCUUCGUGCCAAGAGGGUAUGCCACCCUCAGCUCCGACAACGAGGUUAUCUCGGCCCCGUGACGCUCCUUAAUUUUGGUCAAUGUCAGAGGACCGUUUCGACAAGUCCUAAUCGCACCUACCGUCUAAGAUCCUCAGAUACUAUGCUUGACGCGAUUUUAUGUUACUUCGAUCGAUUCCUGUUACAUUUUAAGAUUACCUUCGAGCUGUAUACGUUUCCUGGCCGACUUUGAACGUAAUCGAAUCGAAAUUGAACGUAAAGGAUAUUCUUCGUCUGUCGUAGUAAUCAUUGCACUCUAUAUUCGCGUGUAACGUGAGCGAAAAGGAAACGAGAUGUUUCUCGUGUAACAUAAAAUCCCAACAAGCUGUGCGCCCUUUAAACUUCCUUCUUUAACUGUGCUGAAGAGUAUCUACAUGUUCGAUGGAUUACGCGAUCCAGAAAGCGAGAUAUCGGUAAGCGAUACAAAGGUCAUCUACGAUUUUCAUUUUCUUCGACGAAAUUGAAAAGAAAUUAUAUAAAACAUCGAUGUCGAAUGAUACGAAAGGACGGUAUUUAUUUAUACAGGUGCUUCUAGUAUUCGCUUGCCGAUUUUCUAAACGCGACCGGAUCGUAAUCAGUUUCUCCUUUUAAGAUAUAUGGAUUUUAUCGAUUUUACUCCUCUUUCUCAAAAUCUAAUCUAAGUCACGUUGUAUUCCACACCUAAAAAUCACUGUAACUUAAGAAACAAUCAGCACCGCAGCAAACUCGAUCGAUUGCACUGCGUACGACGUUCGAUCGAACGACGAUUGAUCGAUCGAACACUACCAGCAGAUUCUCCACCAUUUGGAGAAAGAAGACAACAAAAAAUAAGCGUUGGCGCGAUUCUUACACGCGCUUGGCACUAUUGAAAUCUUUCGAACGUACCCCCAAGUCUUCCUCGAGAUAUUUCGUCGAGAUUCGAUUAAAAGACGGGGCAUAAAGAACGUGAGGAAGGUUGAACGACUAUUUUAAAAAUCGAUCUUGAUCGCUUCGCUCUCCUUGAGCUUCGUACUGUGUACCUUGUAAACGAUAUUUCACUGUUACGCCGUAAAUAACAAGAGCCGCACGCUGUUUCAAAUAUUUUAAAGGGUCUAAUAAAUCUAAUAAACAAAAAAGGUUCCAUUGGUGGUA
Messenger RNA from Osmia lignaria (orchard mason bee), 3807 nucleotides. RefSeq lists its product as uncharacterized. Lineage: Eukaryota; Metazoa; Arthropoda; Insecta; Hymenoptera; Megachilidae. Gene Ontology annotation, molecular function: calcium ion binding. Gene Ontology annotation, cellular component: myosin II complex. The record is from RefSeq and is a predicted model, not a curated record.